AUGUUGCACAAACAUCCAAAUGAAGGAUCACAUACAUACAAUGAUGGAAUCAAAUAUAAUAAUCAAGUGGUAAUCUGCGACGAUUCCACGUUAUCUGGAAUGGUUGAUCCAGUACGCACUCGAUUAAUAUUGAAAGUGUUUUUAACCAAUAUCCUUCAAGUGUUUCUAUCAAUAUUGAUGACUGCAUUAGCGUUCGCAAAUUUUAAAUUCUUUGUCAUGCUCGAUCAAACGUAUUGGUUAACUUUUAUUUUGAGUUCCAUUUCGAUUGUUGCAACCAUUACAAUUUUCUUUAUUCAGAGAUUCCCACAUUUGAAAUACCUCACGGAUUUCCUUUAUGUACUACUCAGCUUCAGCUUUGCUGGUGUGAUAACUUGUCUUUCAAUCUACGUGGAAGGAAUGUUCAUAUUUAUCAGUUGGAUUUUGGCCAUUAUUCUAUCAGUGUUAUUGUUUAUGGUUGGAAUAAACAUUAAACGUGAUUUGGUCAGUUAUUUUCGGUCGUUUUUGAUUUAUGUCAUUAUUAUCAUACUUAUCAUUAUUGCACUAUUGAUCCCAUGGAAACUUGGAGUUUCUCAGGUGACGUGGGCAAUUGGUCCCCUUGUUUUAGCCAUCGUAAUUCCGGCUAGUUUAAUUGAAGCUCAAAUAUUUUGCGGAGGAAGAAGAAUAUACUACAGAGCUGAAGAUUUCAUAUUUGCAUCAAUGGUUCAUUUGUUCUUACUGACUUUCUCAUAUUCUGGAUUUAUUUUACUGUUUCUCAACAUUAACUUAUCCUAA
Schistosoma margrebowiei is the source of this 771-nucleotide messenger RNA. NCBI's taxonomy places the organism in Eukaryota, Metazoa, Platyhelminthes, Trematoda, Strigeidida, Schistosomatidae. The record is from the annotation of a GenBank genome assembly.